Diaporthe amygdali is the source of this 1077-nucleotide messenger RNA. RefSeq lists its product as uncharacterized. The record is from RefSeq and is a predicted model, not a curated record. Lineage: Eukaryota; Fungi; Ascomycota; Sordariomycetes; Diaporthales; Diaporthaceae. The coding region runs from base 1 to 1077 and encodes 358 amino acids. The transcript has a single exon.
AUGAACCCAUCGGAAGAAAAGGGGGCGCCACGCUAUGACUAUGUCUCCGGAUUCGGAUCAUUGGCCAACUUUAUGGCCAGUGAUACGGAUCACAGUCCCCUUAUUUAUAGGCGCUUCGAUAAACUCGCUAUUCGGGAUCUGAUAUAUUAUCAGAGCCAGCUAUCCCAACUUCAAGCCGAGCAAGAUGAAUUUGAUAUCCAUGACAGGAUAAUUGUCGACAGCACUGGUGAUAGUGGAGAAGAGCAUCGCGACAUGAUCCGAGAUUGCGCUCAAGACUGGAAUACUUUUCAGCAUGCCGCCAUCGGGCUUCCCUACACCUUACCGGCUCAGGGGUCCGCAACCGAUAGUCUCAGUCAUGCUAACCAGCGGUGGGAGAAGAGAAUGGACCUCGCCAUGAGAAUACGCACGACUCUGAAAGAUUACCGUGAAGCCUUGAUACAGCAAUCGACUCUGCUUUCCAUGCCAGCCCCGUCCACACAGACAAUGAAGGCGAUGUCUCGCUAUUUUCACGGGUCGAUACGGUCAACUCCCGCUGGCAUCGUCAAUGGUUCAGCAGCUUACUCUAUCCUCUCUGGAGCCAGCUCCUCACUUUAUCCGCUCAACAUGAGCGAGUCGCAAAUCCGGGCUUCGGACUAUGUAUCUCUAUCAAAACCAACUGAGCCCGACGUCCUCACCAACUUGCUACGAACACGACUCCCACGAAUAUUCAGAACGAAACCACCGCCUUUACUCCCUCUCCAUCACGCAGGGCGACCUCAACCGACCAUAUCCCACCUCUCGCCCGCCCAGAUGAAGUACUAUUCCUAUGAGCGGGUCAGGCUCACCGCCUCUUUCAUCACUACUCUAGCGGCAGCCAUCCUGCUCUUUGUUCCCAUCUAUACGCUCUACAACACGUCUAAGUCGCAGCCGUCUCUGACGUUGGCUUUGAUUGCGAUGUUCACAGUGAUUUUCGCAGGAUCUUUGGCGGUAAUGACGACUGCCAGCCGGUCGGAGAUUUUUGGCGCGUGCGCGGCAUAUUCUGCCGUCCUUGUGGUAUUUAUCAGUGGUGACUUCGCUUCUGGUGGAGGUGGCGGGUAG